Molecule: messenger RNA, 560 nt
Organism: Panicum hallii
Lineage: Eukaryota; Viridiplantae; Streptophyta; Magnoliopsida; Poales; Poaceae
Product: costars family protein
Exons: 2
Coding region: 81-344 (87 amino acids)
Biological process (GO): regulation of actin filament-based process
Source: RefSeq, a predicted model, not a curated record
GCCAGCUGCCGCGGCCAAGAUCCGAGAACUCGCGCCCCACGCACGAUCGAGAGUGAGAGUGACCGACAGUCCCAGGCGCCAUGAACGUGGAGGAGGAGGUCGGGAAGCUCAAGGAGGAGAUCCAGAGGCUCGGCCAGCAGCAGCCCGAUGGCUCCUACAAGGUCAAGUUCGGUGUACUCUUCAAUGAUGAUCGCUGUGCAAACAUUUUUGAAGCACUAGUCGGCACCUUGAGGGCCGCCAAGAAGAGGAAAAUUUUGAAAUAUGAUGGCGAGCUGCUUCUGCAGGGUGUUCAUGACAAUGUGGAGAUAACCCUAUUGCCGCCUCCUGCAGUUGCUGCCGCUUGAGGCGCGCAGAUCCACCAGUCCCCUAUUCUGUACCGUUGAUAUGCUAGUACUUUGUUGUGCCUAUGUGCUUCAUGAACCAUUUGGUAUUCCCAGAAGACUGCUACUGUGUGAUGUGCGAAGUUGUGAUGCUUAAAAAAUUGGCUUGCUUGCAUAUGGUUGUGUUGUAACAUUCUAGAUGAUUUUGUUCCUCUCCAGAAAGUUCUCUUUCUAGUUCCA